Messenger RNA from Prinia subflava (tawny-flanked prinia), 4225 nucleotides. RefSeq names its product family with sequence similarity 98 member B (gene TSLIG3B). The record is from RefSeq and is a predicted model, not a curated record. Bases 145 to 1413 code for a protein of 422 amino acids. The transcript has 8 exons. Gene Ontology annotation, cellular component: tRNA-splicing ligase complex. Lineage: Eukaryota; Metazoa; Chordata; Aves; Passeriformes; Cisticolidae.
GCGGGGGUGGCCGCCCAGAGAGGGGCGGGGGCAGCCCGGGGCCUUCCCCCGGCCGGGGCGGCGGGCGGCGGCAGCGGAACGCGGCGGCGGGCGCGGGUUGCGGAGGGCCGCUUUGAGGCGCGCACCGCGCGGCGCGGCGCAGGCAUGAGGGAGCUGCCGCCGGGCCCGGCGAUGGAGAGCGACAUCUUGGACGCGCUGGAGGCCUUGGGGUACACGGGUGCCCUGUUGGAGGAGGAGGCCCUGAAAAAAGCAGCAGAAAAUGGACUGUCUUCACCAGAAUUUUUUGACCUCUGCAUUUGGUUAGGUUCCCAGAUAAAGUCACUUUGUAAUAUGGAAGAAAGCAUCACUGCAACAGAUGGUGUGAAAGAUGUAGAGAGCUUCCAGCUUGAAAUUAGUGGCUUUCUGAGAGAAAUGGCGUGUCCAUAUUCAUCACUGGUGUCUGGAGACAUCAAAGACAGAUUAAGAGAGAAAGAAGAUUGCCUUAAACUCCUGUUAUUUCUAAGUACAGAACUUCAGGCUUUAAAGAUACUGCAGAGCAAGAAAACUAAAGGCUGUCAUUUGGAAAAGCACAGUGAAAUUAUUCAGGAAGUACAAGCUAUUUGCGACGCACUGGGUGUGCCAAACUCCUCAUCUUCUGGAAUUCCUCCCUUGUUAACCAGUGUGGAACAAAAGAUAAAGGACAUUCUCUCAAAAGUUAAAAAUAGCCAUGUGGGGAAAUCGCUGCUAACAAAACCUCUGAACUCUGACCAAAUGGAAAGAUUGGAAAAAAUCAAUGAUGCUCUUUGCAGUGAGUACGAGUGUCGACGGCGGAUGUUGAUGAAGAGGCUUGAUGUGACUGUGCAGUCUUUUGGCUGGUCUGAUAGAGCAAAGGUAAAAACAGAUGAGAUAGCCCGGCUCUAUCAGCCCAAGCGCUACGCCCUGUCUCCAAAGUCGACCAUUACGUUAGCUCACCUUCUCGCUGCUCGCGAGGAUCUGUCCAAGAUCAUAAGGACAAGCAGUGGAUCGACACGGGAGAAGACAGCCUGUGCCAUCAACAAGGUUCUGAUGGGGAGAGUCCCUGACCGUGGAGGCAGACCCACAGAGAUUGAACCACCUCCUCCCGAAAUGCCUCCGUGGCAAAAAAGACAAGAAGGCGGUGGAAGAGGUGGCUGGGGGGGCGGGGGUGGUGGUGGAAGGGGUAACUGGGGGGGUGGAGGGGGUAGGGGAGGAGGAGGGGGAGGUUUCAGAGGUGGUGGAAGAGGUGGGGGCGGCUUCCAGGGUGGGGGCGGUUUCCAAGGUGGGGGCGGUUUCCAAGGUGGGGGCGGUUUCCAAGGUGGGGGUGGCUUCCAAGGCGGCAGGGGAGGUUACGGUGGCAGGGGAGGCUAUGGUGAUCCCUACGGUGGGAGAGGAGGGGGAGGAUACCGAAGAUACUAAAGUACCAUAAAUCUUAAACAGUAACUGGCAGAAUAUAGUGGUGGUGUUUACUGGUACUAGGAAUUUAGGUAUGUUGACUUGGGUUUAGGUUAGAAUUAAGUAUGACCAUAUGAAUAAUUUCAUUAGACCAACUGAUGUUCUGAGUUCGUUUAGUUAACUGAACAGAAGUUUUAUACUAAAAUCUGAUGACUGAAGUCCUUGUUUUUCGUACUGCUUAUAUGGUGUUUUUAUUAUGUCAUUUUAUUUAAAAUAAGUCUCAGAAAACUGAAUAAAACCCUUUUUAAACAAACAAAAAUAUGUUAAUGAUCAGACCUCUCUAAUUAUUGCAUGUUGCAUGUCUAUUCUUCUGCUCCAAAAUGCUGUGUAGAAAAAACAAAGUAGGCCUAAGAACUGGAUGAAACCACUUUUAAAAGACUCAAGAAUGCUGCUUUCAGGCUUGUUCUCUUCAUCUCAUUGUUCUUCUUUGAUAGUUUUCAUGUAGGACGUGUAAAUGCAUUUUAAUUUCAAAUCCUUAAGGCUUUGGUCAAAAUUAUUCAAUUAGAUUGGAUUAUUCUUGCAGAACUUCACAUUAUAGUAACAUUGUGAAUUAAUACUCUACACAAAUGAAUCAAAUCAAGUUGGUUUUUUUGUGUUCAUAAUGUAUCAGACACUCUAUAAUUGUCAGAGCAUGUCCUGUAAACUCAUCAUAGUGAGUUUUGAUAGUAUAUUAUUUUCAUUUUACCUGUUUUCUAUUGUUGAUGUUUCAUAAAAGAUUUAAAAUCAGAUUGGGCAGAAAAGCUGCAGCCAUCAUGUGUAUGUCCUUGUGUAUCAGCUUUGAGACACAAAGUUUGAAUAAGCUGAGCUUCUUAAGAAAGAACAUGACAUUUCUUCUCACCUUUUUUUCUUUCCCCUUGUUUUUUUAAAUCAUCCUCUUCUCCCCUGCCUGCUCUGUGUUUGGGAGUCACCAGCUGCCUGGUUAGUAAGUUAACAAGGCAGCUCAUGCAGCAGUUACCUUUUCUCAGUGCUUUCUGUCUCGGACAACCUAGAAAAGGCCCUGUCGUGACAUGGUAUGGGUCCCUCUCCAUCACAUACACUGUCACUCUAGAAGGAGUUAGCUGUCAUAGCAUCAUGGCUGUAAAUAUACAUCGACAGGAAUUAAAUUUAGAGCUGUCACUUAAAAAAGUCAGUUUCUGCUGCCCAGUAUCUUUUAGAUCUCCCAUGUUGUGAGGCUGCUUCUGAGAACAGAGGUGGAAAGGGGGUGAUGCCUGAGUAUGUUCCCAUGACAGCAUUUCUCAGGGUCAGGUCACCACAGCAAGAUUCAAGAAGGCAUCUGAUUAACCUGAUGUGCCUGAUGAUUAAAGAGCACAGCAGACUUGAAGAACUUGUAAUUGUAGGCAUAACUGCAGAUUGAAUUUUGAUUGUGCAUUUAUGUUCCUCAGUUUACAAGUUCUUUCUGCACAAAUUUCCUAUUGGUGUUCCUUGGUAUGCUUUCAAGAUAAUUUUUACCUUCAUAAAUAUACAUACCAUGUCCAGUUUCAUUGGCAGCUUCAUGCAUGAAUGUAAAGUUCUGUUCCAAAUCAAAUUAUUACCUUUCAAAAGCUUUUCUCCUGUUAUUUCUCUCAUCAGUUUGCUUGAGAAUGCUGCUUCUAGUGUGGUAGUUAUGGGUUUACCCUGGCUUUAGGUUGGCAGCAGGUGCCUGACAAAAAGCAGCAGAAGUUUUGCUUGCUGGAACAUGCUACCUGGGAUGUGAACUUUUGCAAUAAUGGCUUAAUGUCACCCAACUGCUAGCACUGUAGUUCCUUUACCAAUUUUUUUCCAUGCUUCUUACCGGUCUAAGCCCUUGGCAGCCUCUGCAGUCUUUACAGGGAGAUUCCUCACGGGUCACGAGGGAACACAGUACUGGUUCUCUUGAUUCUGAGCUUGGCUUUUGCCUAAUGCUCUGGAAUAGCUCCCAAACUGAUGACAUACCAAAUGAGACUGCUGGCCUUGGAGUGAAGUGUUGGUCAGCAAAGGAAUAGAGAGCAGUUUUUUAACAACCAAAGCCUUAAGAUUAAAUUCUGUUUGCUCAUCCCAAUGUUGCUUUUUGCUACAAAUAAUCAGCAGCCAAGCAUGCAGCUUCAUCAAGGAAAUACAUGCCGAAAAACAGACGACUUUCCUGUGCAUAAAGGUUUCAUUAUUCUUAGGAUGCAAGGCUGCAGCAGUUUAUUUGGAUUGUUGUAACUGCAGAUGUGGCUGUGCCUUGGUGUUUUUAUACUCACCAGUCCAUCCUGUUUGUAGUAGGCAGGACAGUUCUGAGUGAAGUAAAUCAUCAGCUAAAGCAGGUACAUGCCCACUUCAGUUCUAACAGUUAAAUUAUUUCAGUUAUAUGUAUGUAGACCAUGUAAAAUAUGGAAAUACAAAUAAACUGGAGAUUUUCUUUUUUAAUCUGACCUUUUCAGUUUUUCUUAAAUAACUUUAAAAUGUAAAGCCAGUAAUUGAAAACUAAAGUAAGCACCACCAUAUUUCAUGGAGGUAUCCUUUGCUGUCCUUUUGUCAGAAUAUAUGCUUUUAAUUUCUCAAACAAUGCAAUAACACCAUGAAAGUUAUUGAUUUAAAUCCCAAGUUUUGUCCUGAAAAAAAGUAUUUUCAAAAAUUCUGUUGCAAGUAAAAGAUUUUCAUAUAUAUGUUUGUGAACGUUUUUGUGUUUAUUCGCACUUAAUGAAUACCUAAAUUAAUACUGUUUUGUUUGUUGAAGAACUGAAAAAAAAGGCUGGGGACUUUUUUCAGGAAUUGAGAGAGACCCUUCUGUCAACAGGUGUAAACACUGAGGAAUAAAGUACUGUAUUUGAAAUUA